AUGAAUAGCACUAGUAAUAUUAAUACGAAUCAACAAGGUGCAAUUACAGAGACAUUUAUUAAGAAGAUUUUAGCACAUUUGGAUAACACAGAUGUAAACAAAUUACAAGAAUUUUUGCAGUUAUUUGCACAACCUCCAAAUGCCAAGAUAAUAUAUAACUCAGCGCCAUUCUCUGAUGCGAUGCAAUUUCUAACAUUGUGGCAGCAACAAAUGGUUGCUACACAACAUACAUUAACAAGUUUAGAUUAUCAUGUUAUACCAGGUUCAGGUACAUUAAUAUGUAAUAUAAAUGGUAAAGUAAGAUUUGACGAAAGUGGGAGAGAUAAAAUGGGACAAGAUUCGAUUAUAAGACAAGGAAAUCAAAACAGUCCAAAUAGCAAUAGCAAUAUUGGUAGUAGUGGUAAUAGAAGACAUAUUUGGGGACCAUAUUUUGGUAUAUCUUUACAAUUGGUAUUGGCAGAUUCUAUUUACUCUAACCAAUUCUUAGGUGUGAUUCAAACAUUUAACUAUACUGUAGUCUAUAAACCAGAAGACUCCCUUAUGGAAAUGUAA
Messenger RNA from Arxiozyma heterogenica, 552 nucleotides. RefSeq names its product Mtr2p (gene MTR2). Lineage: Eukaryota; Fungi; Ascomycota; Saccharomycetes; Saccharomycetales; Saccharomycetaceae. The coding region runs from base 1 to 552 and encodes 183 amino acids. The record is from RefSeq and is a predicted model, not a curated record. The transcript has a single exon.